UUUUCUGUAUCGAGACUGCACACCCUGUGUCUUCCCUCUCGUGCCACUACAGCCGUAAUCUGGCAGUGCAUUUAACCACUUUGUGAAAUAGCCGUAUAUCUCGCCACUGUGACGUAGCAUUCGAUACGUCGGACACGGGUGGACGGAGGCGGCUGUGUAAGCAGGAGAAAGCGAACUGCGAGAAAAGGGGAGAGGCGGGGAGGUGGGAGAGAACGAGAGAGACGAACCAUGCCAGGGGGUUAAAUACACGGGGUGUCUCGAGGAACAAGGAAGAGUAUGAUUGAUUCGUUACACCUAUGUGCCUGGAAUUUUCAACGAUUUUUAAAAUCUUCAAGAGCUGCAUGCUACAUCAAGUACUCAGAACCAUACUAUUCGUAUCGAGAUCCGCUCAACUAUGACAUAGUAAACUCUGCAUGCGUACUCAGAGGAAAUUCAGAGUCGAUUUUCUCGAGAACCAAGCCUCAGUUCCAUAUUUUCGACUUCUUAUGUGCGAUCCACGGUUGUAAUAGUGGGACACCCUGUAUCUACUGGUAGAUAUGGAAAAUCGUGCGCGCGCCAGCACGCCCUUGCGCCCCCGCUUUUAGGGGUGGAAAGCGCCGACUCGGAGGCGGGGUAGCUUGCAUCCCCCCGAUGGUAGGGAAACGAUCCCUACCACGUCGUUCUAGCCGGUCGGGAAAGCGCACGAGCUGUCUGGAGCGGCGGGGGUGUCCGAGGGGUGAUUUCACGUUUUACCAGGAGGCGAGGGGCGAUGGGUCGAACGGCAGACACGAGAAGGACAGACGCUACGUAGGUCGUAGAGGGACGGAGGCGUAAAGAGCGCUGGGAAUCACAGUAGUAGUGUGUAUGUAAACCUCCCCCGUCGUAUAUAGUCUGUCCGGAGUGGAAGAAGGGUGCGCCCUACUUCGGCGUCGACGUUUUCCCUCCUGGCAGUGUGCAACGGCGCGGCGGCGUAUCGGAAGAAGAACGGAGAAAGCGAGCCAGAGGCUGUCUCUACCGUUCGGCGCCGGGGUUUUCGCGGUGUCUCGCAUUUCACGACGAGCAUCCGCGCGACCGACGCUCCGAGUGUUUCGCGAGUGUUCGAAUGUCGGAUUUCGGUGGAUUGAAACACGAGGAAAAGGAGAGGCGGGUGGAAGGCGGCGGGGUGGAGGAACGAAAUCAGUGAAGAUCGGUCCGGCAACGCCUCGGGUCAUACAUAGAGCGUCGAGUGCGAGGAACGAGGGUGAAACCCGUGGAGGAUGGUGGUGGUCUAGUUUUCGGCAGUAUUAUAUUCGGUGGCCGCGUGUCGUGCGCGUCGUUUCAACCCCCCAGUGCCGCGAGCUGCCAUUACAUGGGUCUUGUUAUCGUUCUCGGCGCCAGUUUCUCUCGCGAGAUGUUCACGCGUUGAUCGACGCGUUUACGUAAGGACAACGGACCGCGCGACGGUGUAUGCUCGCUCGUACGUGCUCGUAUGUAUCUCAAUGUGCGCGCGCGCGCGUGACCAGCACCAAGAAACACGGGAAGGCCAGCCGCGGAAGGAGGCGGCGGCGGUUUUCGUCAAUUCGCGAGUUCACCGAAAAUAGCAGACCCAGCCAGCGACUACCUGCGAGUCUUUUCGUUGUCAGAGGAAUCGGGAGGAUUCACGAAUGGAUAGGCCGAGGUCGUUUAAUCUGGACCCCCUCGUUUGCAUAAUUAGUGCACUGAAACAGAGAGAAGGGUUCGUGGAAACUUUAUUACAAAGGCCGAACGUUCGAUAGACGAGGUGACGAAGGAUUGAAUAAUAUUCAAUGAAGAAAACGACGGGAUUCCACGGGAGAUGAAAAUGCCCGCUGCUUAUUGACGCGCUCCCAUCGAGCAACACCGAAUACCAACACUCGACAAUAAUAAACGCAUCCGUCAUGAAAAUCUCCGCGUUCCUCCUCGUGAUGACGUUGCUCAACAUAGCGACCAGCGACAAGUGCGCCGACGAGUGUUCCUGCAAGUGGAAGAGCGGAAAGCGUACGGUGGAGUGCGUGAACCGCGGCCUGACCAGCAUACCUGAGUGGGUCGAUCCGGAGACGCAGGUGCUCGACACGAGCAGCAACGCGAUCCGCAUACUGCCGAGUAACAUCUUUGUACGCGUACGCUUGACGAAUCUGCAGCGUCUCUACCUACGCGAGUGCCGUAUCGAGCGAAUCGAUAACGAGGCACUGGCGGGCCUUACGAACCUGGUGGAGCUCGAUCUGAGCCACAAUCUUCUAACCAUGGUGCCCAGUGCCAGCUUCGUCGACACGCCGUUCCUCAGGGACCUCGUGCUCUCGAGCAACCCCCUCAAGAGGGUCCACUCGCACGCGUUCAAGAGCACGCCGAAUCUGGUCAAGCUGGAUAUCUCUCACACGCAGCUGAUCGAGAUCGAGGAGAAAGGUUUCAAGGGGCUCGAUCUCCUCGAGAGCUUGAAGUUGAACAACAACCAAUUGUCCACCUUCCAUCCGGGCACGUUCGAUCCUCUGAACAAGCUCACGAGCAUAGAGCUACAUGACAACCCGUGGGUCUGCGACUGCCACUUGCGAGAGAUGAAGAUGUGGCUAGUGAAGCAUAACCUGCCGACUCUGCAAGCGCCAAUUUGCCACGGGCCGAAGCAGUUGCUGAAUCGAACGUUCGCCGAGCUGGGCAUCGACGACUUUGCUUGUCGGCCGAUUCUUCUGAUAGCCAGCCGCUACGCGGAGGCAACGAUAGGCGAGAACGCGAGCAUUGUAUGUAGGGUGAGCUCGAUACCGCCAGCGAACGUGAAGUGGUACUGGAAUGGAAGAUUGCUCACUAACCACUCGGCGUUCAGUAGCUAUCAGAAGAUUCUGAUCUUUGAAGAAGGUCAGUUCCGGAAGAGAAGCACUUUGGUGCUGACCAACGCUCAAGAAGCAGACUCCAGCGAGUUCUACUGUGUCGCUGAGAACCGCGCCGGUAGCGUCGAGGCCAAUUUUACUCUUCACGUGUCCCUAAGAACCGCUGGCAUGUCGACCCUCGGUUCCGGUCAGAUCGCCGGCAUAUCAGCCGCCCUGGUCGUUCUGAUUCUCUUCAUACUCUUAAUUAUCCUCGUGCUGUUCAUCCGUUUACGAAGGAUGCCGUUAAAGGACAUGAAGUCAGCAGUGCCAGCGGAAGGAGCGUCCACCGACAGCACGGGUGGCAAUAACGAGAACUCCUCCACGAGUAUUGCUCGUAGAAAACAUGAAGAGAUCGAGACAACGUCGUUCGGCGUCGAGUCCAAGCCACCUCCUGUGUCCUUAAACUUGAGCUACGUCCAGCGACCUCAGCCAGGCCUGCAGCCACAAAACGAAUACGGUUCCAUCAGCCGCUUCGACGAUCAAAACCAGCAGGCAUCUAUGAUGGUCGCGCCUGGUGCUUGUUUCUCAUCCACGACGUCGUUAAUGCCGAUCGACAAUCCCGAUUUGAUCAGGGACACGCGUCGCGGCUCGGCGGAGGACAUUACGCCGUAUGGCGGCGCCGAUUAUGGUCGGAUGGAGGUAGUAGACGACGCGAAGAUCCUCUACUCAAGUUGCAUGUGGGAAACUAGCGAAGAAUGCAGAACAUCGGUACCGGUAAACGCGUACACCUCGAAGGAAGCGUUAGCCGUGGUCGCGCCUAUGGUCGAGCAGUUCCCGCCGGGUGCGAAACAGAUCAGAGUCUGGCAGAAGGGUGUACCGGUACUGCCGCCGGUCUCGGCGUUGAAACGCGUCCUAGGAUCGACGCGCAGCUCGCCUGACGAGGGUUAUCAGGAAGGGACCGGGACCGAUGUCUAGGUACCGCUGCUUCAUUACUGCGACGCCCGGCACCGUUACCUGGAGCUCCGUAGACGCCAUCAGGAAGACACCGACUGCUGAGAGAGAGAAAGCGAGGGAGAGAGACAUAUAGACGUCUGUCCUGUCCAGUGCCGGACGAGCGGUAGUGAAAUGGAAAACGGUCGAUUUACUCAGACAGAAUAUAAGUAAUAACUUGAGCAAAAGUAACAAUGGACUCUAGCCGCGGUUUAAAGCGGACGUCGACCCCCGUUCGCGUCUAUACGCGCGCGUUAACACGGUAAACGUAUAUAUGGAACGAGAAAGAGUGAUCGAUGAAACGGUUCGAGAUGCAUUCCGUAUAUAUACACACACGUAGGAGGGGAAGUCGUUGCAGGCGACCUGCUGGAAACGUGCAUACACCUCCUCGCGAGAUUUACGUCGGCCCGUACAUAUGAAAUAGUUGGAGGUGUCGCCGUGACUAAUGCACCGAACGGACGAACGUGAGCCGGACGAUACGUCGAGAAUCCGCUCGUAGGGACAAUAACGUCGAUACCACUCGACGAAUUUAAUUACGAUUACUUUUCGUUCUCCUGUUCUCGCGUGUGCGUGUGGCGUGUCUGUGUUCGUGAUCGUUGCCCGACGAUCGAGACCUGAGGACGGGGAGUUUCGUGGGUGAUCAGCACAAUAUUGACGGGUAAUACUUUCUAUUAAGAACUAUCAAGGGGCUGAAGCUUGAAACGGAGAGAUGGAGAGCGGCUGGAGUGCGCAUGCCAGAGUGAAAGAGGAAAAAAUAUGAAAGGGUAUCACGUUUAAAUGUUCUAAACGGUAUAUUCAUAUUAAAUCGAGGAGACUGCAUGUUCCAAAGGAUGUGGAGAUGAAAAUAGAGUUAGAAUUUCUAUUGCUGUGUGUGUGUGUGUGUUGGGCUGUAUUGAGGACACGUGUUUAGUCAAUUUCCAGGAUGAAAGGAAUUAUAAUUGAUUCGUUCGUAUAGCAAUUUGUCGAUUGGAGUCGUUUUUAAAUCAGAAAUGCAUUCACUCGUAUGUUGCAGUUAAAGGGUUGAUUUAGUAAAUGGCUGGCAACCACAGUGGGGGCUUUCUUCGUAAUUAGAUCUACAGAUUUUAUGCAUUUAUAGGAAAUGACGUGCAAGUACAUAUCGGAUGACACUUUCAAAUAUCAUUCGAACAUAUCGUACUAUCUGAUCAUAUCGUGUCAUCCAAACCUGACUUAUUAAAAUCGUUACAUUAUUUAUUACUUGUGUAAUUUGAUAUGAACAUCCUCGAACAUUCAUUUUGUUGGCAGUUCUACUACGUACAUCGACAGUACGCGUAUACAUUUACCAAGUUGCACGCUUUGACUGUGACAUCUACGGGAGAUCGAGCGUCGAAUCGAUCGGUUAGACUCAGGAUAACGAACGAUACGCAGGACAUACGAGAGAGAGAGAGAGAGAGAGAGAGCCGAUAUUGUCACAUCGGAUGGUUUUUGACGUCCGCGUUCGAGGACGAAAAUUCACGGGGACGAUAGACCGUGAAAUAUUACGUCGGAUACGCUUCUGGACUCGCCGUCGCAAUCCUCUUCACGGCUAAACGGAUUUCCGUGCGCGUUAAGAACCGUUCUAAAAUCGUUAGAAUGAUAAACCGCGUUUUCGAGGAAUAUUAAAUCUGACGUACGAAUAGCAGACACCGAGAAAAUCCGAGUUAAUUUUUUAAACCGAGGAGGAGAAGCGGCUGCGAUUUCCAGACGUGUUUCCUUUCUUGUUAUUUAAUUUCAACUACUCCGGAGCCGAUGGAAUCAAUUACAUGAGACUGUAUAGUAAGCACGGGUAGCCCGUGAUCCAAUCGCAAGCGAACACAUACAAUUGCUCAAGCUAAGAAAGACUAAAAAACGAUCUGCGCUUGCCAUUGGUUGACCGGCUCAAGCCUCGCGUUAGUGUCUUACGUAAGUGAGUCUGUGGCACGUUGAUUGAUACAAAAGACACUUGAGCGGACCGUAACACCGACUGCGAAUUAUAUUCAUCGGUUUUAUCUGCACGUGUGUGCAUGUGUCGCGUGUUCACGCGAGUGUUCGCCUAUAUCGGGAAUCGUGUCUUGAGAGCCCCGUGCCUGGAUAUAUACGUAUGGGCGUGUGUGAUACGAUACGAGUGUAUAUGACUUUAACGUGCGACUGUGUUCCUGUUCCCUGUGUGUGACCCUCGUAGAAGGGGAUGGAGUGGCUCGAGGGUGAGACAGUGUGCAGUGAGGCAGUGUACAGUGUCUGCAAUUCCUACCGAUUGGUUUAUCUGUCAUUCAGCCCGGCUGCUUUUCUUUGCUCAAUGAUCCCGGAAACGCGCGACAGCUUCGUGAUUGAUAAGGUAACAAUAAGAGAGAAAAUGAAGAAGAAUGUACGGUUGCCUCGAGGCGCAGGAGGCCAAGGGUGCUUCUGAGCGAUAGGUUUUGACCAGUUCGAUUGUUUCAUUUUAUUUAUUUAUUAAGGGGGCUUUUUAUAGAAGCGUUUUAUAUUUUUUAUGAAAAUCGCUUAAAUUUUAUUUAUUUAUUCAAGGGGCUAGAAGAACCUAGGAAGCGCCUUUUUAUAAAAGCCUUCUAUGUCCUUACUAAACAUAAUUUCUUACAAUUGAUAUCCUGCAACUUUAAUUUUGCAUAGAAUUCCUCAGACCUACUGAAACUAAUGAGUAGGCCAAAAAUCGCAGUACACGUAACUAACUAUUUAUGUUCCCUUCGUAUACUAGAUUUUCAUGUCAAAUAUCUCAUUUUCCAUAAAAUACUGUUAAUCACUUUAGACAGCUUAAUCUCUUAACGCCUUUCGUGCAAAAAAAGCUUACAACCUUGAGUUUACACACAUAUAAUUAUACUAUUCUACUAUAUUUAGUUUGCUAUUUUAUAUGCGACUCGCGUGCUUAUCUACCAAGCCAGAAAUGUUAUAACUUAAUCGGUUUUAAUUGAAACCAACAGGAAUUUUAAAAAUAUGUGAUCCAAUCGGAAUUUAUUUAAAAAUGUUCAUUUACGCUGGCGUUAAUUCUGUUCCCAUAUUUCGCGCGGAUCGAUAAUGCAAGCUGAAGAACGCGCGAGAGACGUUCUCCCAGUCAUUUUAUUUGAGGUUCCACCAGGUCUAUUGGUUGUUUCCGAAUCUCGAUAAUCGCGAAAAACGGGAACGCGUCCAAUGAAAUUCACGUUCCUUUCGCCAGUGAUCGAUUUUCGUGCCGCGUCAAAUCGUAACACAAAACAUUCGUUCAUUCUUUCACCAACCGAAAAUCGUCGAAGAAAACGGAUGAAUCACACCGCGGUUCUUCCGGCGAAAAUGCACCGUUAAUGUCGCACUCUGAAUAAUUUACGCCUGUCUCCUCGCUGCCGUUUACAGCGGGCCGGGAACGGGCGAGUUUAAUGUUGAAAUUUUGCGGUUACCUUGCUCCGGAAUUGUUCGCUUCUCUGCUACGUCAUUGUGUCCGCCUUAACUCUUUCUUUCCUCGAAUUAUUUCACGUUAAAUGCUACGCCAGAUAUGACGAGAAUAAUUCCUAUUUCAUACUAGAAAGAGUGACGUCAUUUGAAAGAACGAUAAUAACAAUUUGGAAAUCUGCUUAUAGACACAGCAGUUUGAUAAAAUUAGAACAAUUGCCAAUUGAUUUCUUAUGACAAUUAAUGAAGAUUCUUCUAUCACGGUAAUAAUGAUUGAUCAAGCUCGUUCGCUGUUCACUAGUCAUUCUCUCGUAUAAUCACAUGAAAAUUUACUAGUCAAUGAAUAAACCAUUUCAUUAUGCUACGCCAGGUGUAACGCAAAUAAUUUCCAUUUCAUACUAGAAUGCGUUGCCAUAAUUUAGAUAAAAUAAUAAUAAAAAUCUGGAAAUUGCUAUUCAUAGACACAGCGGUCUAGAGCGGUAUAGGAGCUGGCAAUUGAUCUCGUGUAUCGAUCAAUGAAGAAUCUCCUACCAUGGAGACUAGUAAUGAUUAAAUAUUGGUUACUCGUGGAUAUAGCAAUCUGAUAAAAUUAUAGAAACUGGCAAUUGCCAGUUGAAGGAGAUCAAUUGAUCUCCUAUGUGAUUAAUGAAGAUUCCCCUAUCACAUCGAGGCUAAUAAUGAUUAAUCAAGCUCGUUCGCCAGUCACCCCUUCAAUAUAAUCAUAUGAAAAUCUACUAGAGUCAAUGAAUAAACCAUGCGAACGUUACAACGGCAUCGAUCAGGCCCCGUUCUGUUGCAUUAAUAAAACAUAUUCGAGAUUUCCUAAUUGCAUAUCGAUGACAAUUUCGCACGCGAUCGGGAAUCAUAAUACGCAGGUUGAUUCCUCGUCUUUUAUCGAUCCCCGAGGCUUUCGUUUCCGAGCCCUCCACGUGCCGCGUUUGCGCGGAACCCGACGUUCGGGUUAAUUAAUCGUAAAAUAACGAGCCGCGUAAGCCGGCGACGACGAAUAUAAUGAACGGCCGAAUUUAAUAGAUAGGCUGAUUAAUGGCCGGGUCAGGCGUGCCCGCAAUAUUUCCCAAAGUUGAAACACGGAUCAUGCGAAAUGAGAAUGACACGGUUCGCUAAUUUCCACGUCAGGCUUUUUUCGCGGGCUAAAAAGUCAACGUCGAAACGCGUCACAAUGUGUCCCAGUCUACGCGUAUUCCGGUCCAUAUGACGCGAGACAAUACCGUUUCUCUAUUCAUCAUCUCCUUUCUCGCAUAUCGUAACGACGAUAUUCAAUAGGCAUUUUUGUCUUGCUUCUUUCCUUCUCAAUGGAAUUUUGCUUCGGUAGAUCGAAAUCGUAAAAACCGGGGUUAAAAUAUGCAGGGCUGAAAGACGGUUUCGCGAGAGAAUACGUUCGGGACGUGGGUGAAUGUCGUUCUUUCUCUGCUUAUAGAAGUCUAUAACACAACGCCAGCGUUUAAUGAACAUUUGUGAAUACAAGUCUCCUCGUGUCAUCCUGGCUGAUGUCGUGAUAUUAUUUGAAGCACACAAAGGCUCAGAAGUAAAAGCCUUGAGAUUCUCUUCUAUGAUUAAGUCUCGUAUUGAGUCUAAUUCCACUUGAUGAAUCGAGUCUGAACAAAAUCUUGAAUAUCCUAACCAGCGGGAGUUAUAUAGGUUCCUAUUCUCCAUUUUGAAGAUAUUUCUUGAACCUGUCUGUCGUAACCAUGCUUCUAUUUCUUCGUAAUAUCAGCUAAUAGCACCUAUAAUCCUGACCCCAUGACCAUGCUAAUAACUAAUAUCAAUUUCUAAAUUCUUUCAAAGAAACAAUUCAGCGCAUGACAAACGAGAUUGCCGCGUGCAGUACAAAAAUGUGACUCUAAAUAAAAGGACGUUAAGCGUAUUAUUCGGACAAAUGUAACAUAGCUAGUGCAAUACGUCUGAAUAGCAGUACAGGAAACGCUUGUUGAUUAAAUUUAUUGAAUUUACGUUUCGGCCAAGUCGCCUGCGUCUGGUCUAGUCGUAGCCAAGGAAUGAAUAAAGCACAUAAAGAGACGUCAGGCAAUUAAGGUUGCCGCUAUUGCAAACUGCUCGGUGUACACAGGAUUUGCUUAAUUACUUCACUUAAUUACUUUGUAUUGCUGUUCCAAUGCCGGGGUGCCGGUAUCCUCGCUUUUAAGGUACACGGCCAACGUCUUCACAAACAACGGCUAAUGUACAUAAUGUAAUAUUAUACGUUUGUAUAUAGAACCACCCCUCGCCGUCGCCUUCCGCUCAACAUUAAUUGUACGGCGCGACUGUCAUAAGGAGUUCUGUUAAAACUUUUCGAAUUUCGUUACGAAUAACUAGACAGUUAGAUUAAUUACUUUCAUGUAGGACUUACAAGAAUUUUCAUUUCCACUCGUGUUCUUAAUUUACAUCUUUCAAGAAUUUGUUCCUUUAAAAACUGACGUCUGUCUUAUUGUUCAUCUUCUCGCUUCAUGUGCAAAAAUAAUUUUGCAUUGUCCUUCGCUUUGCGCUCUUCCUGGAUGUAUUUGUGGAGUCUUAGGCUAGCCAAAAAUUAGUGUAGACCCAAUCGUCUCUUUUGAGAAUUUAUAAUCGCGAGGUCAUCUUGUUUCACAGGCAAAAGUAAUUUUGAUGGUACUUUAAUGUAUUCUUUCUUUUCGUGUCUCAGACUGGUCAAAAAUUAGUAACCAAUAAUUCGUUUAAGAAUUGACAAUGAGGAACCAUUGAGCAAUUGGGAAAAAGCUGAGCGUGAUUUACUUAGUAAUUCAUCUUCAGAGUGUCUUGAAAUUUUUAACAGAAAUUCAUAAAUUGUAUUGAAUGUAUCACCUUUCAUAAAGGUGAUAUAAGUAUCGAUUUUAAAUUUGACGAAGAUGAAUAAAUCCUGAAAUCUGCAGACGUGAAAAUGGGCAGAAACAGUGAAAUCUGUGAAUGUGUUCUUGAUAUACACGCAGGGUGUACAUAGGGCGAGUAUGGAUGGAUAAGAGGGGAACCCGGUGGAAUGUUAACGAUAAAAGAAUAGACCGGGGACGUAGCCGCAAUGAAAGUAACAUAUGACCGUAACGUACGAUAACACUGUCACGCACACUCGACAAUUCCAUACGUGUUCUUAAUGCCUCUCGAACGUUUGUUCAACACGUCUGAUAAGCCUGUUGAAUUAACUUUUGUUUCCGCAUCGUUUGAUUUCUUGCGGAGCACUCGUAGUCAGUUUAUUCUGGGGACGUAUGAGCGUUCGAACGAAAUCUUAGAGUCCUCGAAACUUUGUGAACUCUAAGGCCCCAUUUAUGAAUAAAACGUGCAAUCGAAUUACUAUAUUGAUAAGUUCGGCCGUGCGAUACAUUGGUUAUUAAUAUGUGAUACACAAUUUCUGUGACGAUCGAGUGAUCGUGUAACGAGAGAACAAGACUUUUCGGCUACUCGCGUGACGUAUUCUUGGCUUCAAACACUCUCCCCGUGUCGUGUCACUUCGUUCUUAUCGAUCGAUCGAGUAUCUCUCGGUAAGGGAAUGUUAAUCUUCCUCGUUACUUAACGAUCGUCUGCCUAACGACAACGACCGUUUCAGCGGACACCUCGAACACGCAACGCGUAAAAAAUUAUCCUUCGCGUUCUACCAUCUCCUUUCCCAGUUCUCACUUUCGUUAAUCCGAAAUCAAGUGCUCGAGAUUCGAAGUGUCGAAGAAAUAAUAAGUAAUCGAGUAUCGUACAAUUUUUUAUCAGAUCGAAUCUCAGAUUAAAAUCUACCUGUGUCGUAUCUCCGUACCGUGUCAUCGUUGCAUCUGUGUCAGCGAGAGUGACACGAUACGGUGAUUCGACACAGGUUGAUAUUCGAUUAAUCUUAUGAUUGGUCUUUAGAUUAAAAGCCCGUUUACUUGUGUCGUACCUCCGUAUCGUAUCAUCGUUACAUGUGCAUCAGCGAAAGUAUGACGCAAGUUGAUAGUUGAAUUCCUUAAUGAAAUUGACCUUUUACCCGAGUAAAUAGAUUCAUUUUUAAAAAUGAUUUCUCACACUGCCACAGGUUUUUAAAACCUGAAGAACCAUAAAAUAAAGUAGAGAAAGAAAUGGGAUAUGAAUUCUAUUUGAAGCAUCAAGAAAAACUUGUGCCUCCUAUCUCAUUUCUAGAAUUAUUCAAACCCUUGACUCCUACCAGGACUUCCAGUCCGCGCAUAUCAGACAUCGGCAUGCAUAUCGAAUACAUAUUCCUUCAUUCACAAGUAUUAGGAUUCUUCAUUUAUUCAAAUCUGUGACCAUUUAUCAUUAGACUGUAGAUUUUAUGCAAUUAUAUAAAAUCCAAUUUUGUAUGAAUAAUAAUAGAAAGUCAAAUCUAAAGGAGGCCAUCUAAAUGUCUAUUCUGUUUUUGACUAAGGUAUUUAAGAGGCUUCCUUUAGCUCAGACAUCCUAUAUAGGACAAUUCAGAAUAUCAAAAUCUGAAUGUUUAAAUCAAACAAACGUUUACGUCAAAUCUUCUCUAAAUCAAUAAUUAUUUUAUAUUACGUCCAUAACAAAUAUUUUAUUCUGCGUAAAGAUCUGCAGUCUAUUUAUCAUAAUCGAAGACAAUAAGGAUAUUAGAACGUUUGUAUCACUAAAUCUAGCAUAUAUGAAUUCCCUCGUCGUGUCAUCGGAAUCACACUUUCAAAUGUUGGCGUUACUAGCAUAAUUUUCCUAAUACUUGCGAAUGUCGGUGUGUAUAAAAUGUGAGUGAAUUAACAAAGGCUAAGAGACGGUGCAGUUGUCCAAUUAAUGAAGAAAAGCGGGCAGGGAAGAAGGAACGUGUGAAACAAAUAAAGAGAGUGUAAAAAAAGUGUAGUGGUUGUGUGUACGUGUGUGUGUGUGUGUGUGUGUAUAUGUAUACGCGUACCUCGCGGAAGAGGCACGGGAAUAUCCUACUUUUUAAAUGUUUAAAUGGUGAACUCUAAACAAGAAAUGUUGUAAAGAGCGAGCGAGCGAGAUGAAAGGCGGAAAAAGGAGCACGACGAGAUGGGGGGAAACCAGUCUUAAGAGAUGUUAACGAUGUACAAAUGUGUAAUUUAGUGUUGCAAGGGAAAUCCGUCUACGGCGCGGUAUAACAUGAUAGAGGAAGAUACUAAACAAACCAUGUGGAAAGCAAAAAAAAUUCAUAUUAACUUUUAUUUUACGAGAAGAUGAACGCGCAUACAGGUGAACCUUUUUAGAGAACCUAGGCGUAUCUAUAUUUCCAUGAUUACACAUUUUUUGAACGUAUACAUGAUAAAUAGAGAAGCGAGUGAGUGUCGGACUGCGUGCUAUACGAGCGUGGAAAGAGAGAGAGAGAGAGAGAGAGAGAGAGAGAGAGAGAGAGGAAUUAGGGUGUGAAUAUCAUCUAUCACAUUCUCGCACGUACCGUACAUCAUGUGCUAUUGAACGACAGUUGUCGAAAUAAAAUUUUUUUCGAUCAAAUCAUCA
Molecule: messenger RNA, 12518 nt
Organism: Ceratina calcarata
Lineage: Eukaryota; Metazoa; Arthropoda; Insecta; Hymenoptera; Apidae
Product: leucine-rich repeat-containing protein 24
Exons: 1
Coding region: 1875-3749 (624 amino acids)
Molecular function (GO): protein binding
Source: RefSeq, a predicted model, not a curated record